Molecule: messenger RNA, 2627 nt
Organism: Drosophila rhopaloa
Lineage: Eukaryota; Metazoa; Arthropoda; Insecta; Diptera; Drosophilidae
Gene: TBC1D5
Product: TBC1 domain family member 5
Exons: 6
Coding region: 194-2164 (656 amino acids)
Biological process (GO): activation of GTPase activity
Molecular function (GO): GTPase activator activity
Source: RefSeq, a predicted model, not a curated record
UUUUAACGGUCAGUAUACGGUCACACUUGCACCCACUGUUAUCUCCUGGAAUUGAAGUGGAAUUCACUUUCCUUGGUAAAUUUCACUGUUUGAAUUGAAUUCGGCGGCACCCCCUCCAACCAUCGGAACCCAACGUUGACAUGGCAACGAGGCGGAUGAACGCCUGCAUUUAGUGCCCAACCAGCGACAAGCGAUGACUGUUUGGGGCAUAGAGGCCAUUACACUGAACGGAUCGUCGGCGAGGGAAAGCGUGGAGCACCUGGUGGAAAGCGUCGUGGGAGAUCGGGUGAUUCCGGAAGCGGGAGCCAUGAAUUCCGUGGAGCGCUACCGGCAGGAGUGGGCGCAGCUGCUGGAGAACCUCGAUGCCGAGCCGGAGGUACUCCGCCAGUCUGCAUUCGCCGGGGACCUAAAGAUGUCCAAAUUCCGGAGCGUUCACUGGGCCCUUCUGCUUCGGGUCCUGACCUCCGAGCACCGGAGUUGGAUCAGCCAGCGACUCCAGCAGCGGGUGAGGUACGACAAGUUCCGGGCGGACUACGUCAGGAAUCCCCACCAACUGGCCGUGGACUGCAACGAUGAUCCCCUGUCGCAGUCGACGCAGAGCGUCUGGAACCAGUACUUCAGUGACCAGGAGCUGUUUGCCGUUAUAAGGCAGGAUGUGGUGCGCACCUUUCCGGGCGUGGACUUCUUCCGAAAACCACUGGUACAGAAUGCCAUGGUCAACAUACUGUUCUACUACGCCAGGGAGCAUCCGUACAUGUGCUAUCGGCAGGGAAUGCACGAGAUCCUGGCUCCCAUAAUCUUUGUGGUCUACAGUGAUCACCAGUCGUUGCUGCACUUUAGCGAGCUGGCCAAGACGGAUAUCAAUCCGACGCUUCUAGACGUGCUGGAUCCCGCAUUUCUGGAGGCGGAUACCUACUCUUUGUUCUCCCGCCUUAUGGCCUCCGUGGAGUCGUACUAUCGCGUCUCGAAUCUGGUCUCCACUCCCGGUGGCCACAUCGAGCAGCGAGCCGAGACUCCCGGGGACAAUGAGGCGCCGACGGAGGCGGAGGUUAUCAGCCAGCUGAACUUCAUACGGGACAAAAUACUCGCCAAGCAGGACCAGCACUUGCACCACUAUCUGCAAAAGAUGGAAAUCCCGCUGCACAUAUUCGGCAUUCGAUGGCUACGACUUCUCUUUGGACGGGAAUUCAUGCUGCUGGACCUGUUGCUGCUGUGGGAUGCAAUCUUUGCGGACAGCGAUCGCUUUGAUCUGCCCAACUAUAUUCUGGUGGCCAUGCUGGUGCACAUCCGUGAAAAGCUGCUUCUUAGCGACUACACCACAUCGCUAACUUAUCUUAUGCGCUAUCCUGGCAACGUGGACGUUCAUCUGGUGCUGCGACAUGCCCUGUUCAUGCUCAAUCCCAAGCAGUUUGACUACCCCUCGAACGCCUUCACCUGUGUGUCCUUUACCAACAGCGCUGCGGACAAGGAAGUCCCUCCUCCAGCGGGUCAGCGGCCGCGCACCGUCUCAGAAACAUCAUCUGUAGCUACCAGAGCCAGUCAGAUAGAUCGGCAAAUCACAUUCAUGCAGGAGCGCAAUGCGGCGAAUUCUUCAGCUCUGGCCAAACUACAGGAUUCCCAUCGAGUGGCCAUGGAUGGAUACUUAGAAAAUAGUCCCGAGCUACUCCGAUUGGAGCUGAAGAAUGCUCAAACAGUAAUUAAGAUAGCGCGCAGUAAGUUGCAGAACUACCUGGGCACUGUGCGUCAUCACGUGGGAAAGCAAGCGAAUGGAAACGAGGAGCUUAGCCGAACGCUGGACGGGAUUGAAGAGCUGUGCAGCUUUCUGGAUGUCAAGUUCAUGUUCCCGCUGCACGCGCGAUCCGCGCCAAUCGACCAGGCACUGGAAGCCAACGAGCAGAAGCAGCUGAACACAACCAGCCUACCCCCGAAAGCAACACCCUCUUCCACUCCCAUGGCGACUCCUCAACCGCCCAACAAUGCAACAGUGGGCUAUCAAAUCCCCGAGAACGCCUUCAUGCACAGCUCCAUGCGUCGUCUACUUGGAGAAUUACGUGAAAUCGAGCUUUCAACGAUAACGAGCGAUGAGAAGCCGGGAGAAGCGGUGCUCCAAAACGGAUUGCCAGCUGCAGAGCCACAGCAGCGGCACCAAAACGAAUUAAGCUGAUCGAAAGAUCCUUUCCUAACGACUGAACUUGAAUUUAGACUUAAAAAGAGCAACCACAAAGUGGCUGAAUCGGAAUAAUUGAAGAGUAUCAUUAAAAGACAUACGAUAAAAAUAUAUUUUGGACUUCGGCAAGUCUGUAAACCUAAUAAAUCAAUCCAAUUUUUAAGUGCUUAAGCAGAAAAAAAACCGUUGUAUUUUAAUAGUAUGGGAAUGGUUCCGAAACAAAUCGCCUUCAAAAACAUGCAUGUCUCGGAACAAGCACUUUCGCUUUUUAUGUGUCAAACUAGAAUGUUUACAAUCUGUUCUAAUGUGUCACCUUGAAAGGAACUCCUUUGGUCUAGUACCUAAACAGGAUCGGUCAAUCUUAAUUUGAAAUAAUUAUCUUGCUUGCAAGUAUUCUUCUGUAACUUAUGAAAUAAGUGAAUUGAAGCAAAUUUAAAUAAUGAUAAUGCCAAAAACUAUA